AUGGGAUCGAUUACAGCCAACGGCCAAAUGGCGGACUGGGAAUCUCGUGCUUUGAAGAAAAGAAAGGAGCGAGAAGACAAGAUCUAUCAAUGGGGAUUGGAAACCCCUCGUGUUCCCCCGGACGUAACCUGCGUCAAGAACUUCCCCCAAUCCUGCGGCGCCUUGACCCAGGAGGAGAUUGAAGUAACCGAGACUCCGCCAACUUUGAUCGUCAAGAAGCUGCAAGAACGUACAUGGUCAGCAGAAAAAGUCAUACGCGCGUUCAUUUCUCGCACAGUCAUCGCACAUUCCCUGGUGAAUCCACUCACUGAAGUUUUCUUCAACGAUGCCAUCGAACGCGCCCAACGGCUGGAUUCGUUCUAUGAGAAGACGGGUAGGCCGGUAGGCCCAUUGCAUGGGUUCCCGAUGAGCAUCAAGGACGUGAUGAUCAUCGAUAAUCAUGACGCAACCCUGGGGUUUGUGGCUUGGAUCGGUCGUAAACGUCCUGUCGAAGAUCGCCUUGUGACGAAGCUACAAUCCGCCGGCGUCGUGUUUUAUUGCAAGACCAACGUCCCACAAAGUCUGAUGUCUGGAGAGUGCGUGAAUUUUAUAUUCGGAAGAACUUCCACUCCCUGGAACACUUGGCUGUCUGCCGGGGGAUCGAGCGGUGGAGAGGCAGCCCUCAUUUCUCUAGGCGGAAGUCCGCUGGGUAUCGGCACUGAUAUUGCGGGAUCUAUUCGGACCCCCGCUAAUUUUAACGGGAUCUACGGUCUUUGUCCAUCUCCAGACCGGUUUCCAUUGCAUAGUGCAGAGAAUAGUGGCGGCUCUAGUAUCAUCCGCGCGGUUGCCGGGCCUUUGGCUCGUGGCGUGGAUGGUCUCGAGCUGUAUGUUCGAACUGUGCUGGGUUUCAACCCUUGGGAGUGGGAUUUCAGCACUGUGCAUCUCCCCUGGAGAGAGGCGGAGUAUCUUAUUGGAAAGCGACGAAGACUUUGCUUUGCUUUCAUGCCGCACGACUCCGUGGUCUUACCGCACCCACCCAUCCAGCGGGGUAUGAACCUAUUGAAGAAUGCGCUCCAAGAAGCGGGACAUCAGGUUAUAGAUAUUGAACCGUUUGACGGCAAAGAAAUCAUUGACCUAUCACGCAAGAUAUGGGCCGCAAGCGGAAGCGAAGAACUGAUCGAGAUCCUAGCAACCUUACAAGAACCUCUGAUUCCAGAAGCUGAGCAGCCUGAUCUAUCCCAAGCACUCACUUCCAGGGAAUACCAAGAUUGCUACGUCCAGGCAAAUAUAAUCCGCCAGAAAUAUUUAGACAAGUGGCAGGAAACAAAAUACCGUACCAGAACCGGCCACCCUGUUGACGUUAUCAUAAUGCCUUCAGGCGGACAUGUCGCCCCUCCACACGGAACGAUGGAAUACUUUACAUACGAAGCAAUUUCGAAUCUUUUAGAAUGGACUUGCGCGACUGUGCCGGUAACUCAUGUUGACCCAGCAUUAGACCAGAAGCCAGACGACCUCACCUUUGUGCCAAUGUCUGACUUUGACCAAAGGAACUGGGACAGGUACACACCGGAGUUAUAUCAGGAUGGGCCUGUAUGCCUUCAAGUCUUGGGACAGCGGUUCACCGAGGAAAAGGUAUUGGGCAUUUUACGUGUGAUUGACCAGGCCUUAGGACGGGAUGAGUACUAUAUGGCAUGA
Molecule: messenger RNA, 1674 nt
Organism: Talaromyces marneffei
Lineage: Eukaryota; Fungi; Ascomycota; Eurotiomycetes; Eurotiales; Trichocomaceae
Exons: 2
Coding region: 1-1674 (557 amino acids)
Source: RefSeq, a predicted model, not a curated record